Molecule: messenger RNA, 1068 nt
Organism: Panicum virgatum (switchgrass)
Lineage: Eukaryota; Viridiplantae; Streptophyta; Magnoliopsida; Poales; Poaceae
Product: non-specific lipid transfer protein GPI-anchored 11-like
Exons: 3
Coding region: 259-885 (208 amino acids)
Biological process (GO): lipid transport
Molecular function (GO): lipid binding
Source: RefSeq, a predicted model, not a curated record
AACUCCCCACUAGUGCCGUCCGCCGUGUGCUGACCGCCCACGCGGUGGCUGGCCGGCGGCAGUAGUCCGUCUCGGCGCCUCCACAUAAACCCGUGCACCCCCAUCGUCGUUCCCACGCCACAUUCCGCGAGCACGACCAAAUCCCCCGCUAGUGCCAAGUGCUACUGCAUCUACAAGUAGCACUCGCGACCACUAGUCCCGCCGCUACCACUUCACGUCUGCACCAACACGACGGCGGCAGCGAAGCCGGUAGGAACAAUGGCAGCGACUAGGACGACGGCCAUGGCGCGGUCCCCAUGCCCGCUGGCCCUCGCGCUCGCGGCGCUUUUACUAGCCGCCGCCGCGCGCGCCGACGGCGCCACGGGCACGGCCGCGCCGGCGCCGGCGCCGUCGGCGGACUGCACGGGCGCGCUGCUGAGCCUGGCGGGGUGCCUGAGCUACGUGCAGGAGGGGAGCACGGUGGCGACGCCCGACCCGACCUGCUGCUCGGGGCUCCGGGACGUGGUGCGCGGCGAGGUGGCCUGCCUCUGCCAGGUGUUCCAGGGCGGCCCGAACCUCGGCAUCCCGCUCAACAUGACCAAGGCCCUGCAGCUGCCCGCCGCCUGCAAGGUCAAGACGCCGCCCGUCAGCAAGUGCCACGUUUCUGUUCCUGGUGUGCCCAGCGCGUCUCCAGUUCCUGCUCCAUCUGCCGGGGCCCCGUUCUUCAGUCAGUCACCGUCGUCGCCAGCUCCUUCGGGAUCGCCAGCAGGGACCGGGAUCGCCUCCAGCACUCCAGCUCCCUCCCCGACGCGUUCUCGCGCGGCCAGCCUCUCGGCAGCAUCAGCACAGAGCUUUUUCACGGCAGCAGCUGCUGCCGCUACUCUGCUCGUGUACCGUAUCUUGUGAGCCCAGCUCACCAGUUGUGUUCAUCAGUUCAGUCCGUUCCCUCGUCUUACCAGUACCAGCGUAUAGCCCCUAUACCGAGUUGUAUCUUGUGAGAAUUCCCGUUUUGGUUGCGCCUCUUUUGGACGUGCAUUGUUCAUGGACUUUUUUUUUUGAAAUAAAGUUCAUAGAUUUCAUUGCUACACA